UGGAGCCCGAACCCGAGCCCAAAGCGACCGAUCCAACCACCCGCAUCCACACACCGCACCACCAACCAUCGACCGCCUCGCCGGAGAGGAGAGAGAAAGGAAGAGCGCGAGAUGGAGGCGGCGGCGGCGGCCGGCGUGCAGCUGGGCACCUCGAAGCCGCAGAUCGCGACCCAGGCGGAGAUGUCGGAGGCGCGCCUCCCACUGCCCUACCGCGACCAGUGCGCCCACCUCCUCAUCCCCCUCAACAAGUGCCGCGUCGCCGAGUACUACCUCCCCUGGAAGUGCGAGCCCGAGCGCCACGCCUACGAGAAGUGCCAGUACGAGCUCGUCAUGGAGCGGAUGAUCCAGAUGCAGAAGAUCCGCGAGGCGCAGGAGGCCAAGUCCAAGGGCGCCGCCACCAUUGGCGUCCCCCUCAUCCCUUCCACCGCCAAGCUCUCCUGAUCCCCGCUCCGCUUCGAUCUGCUCUAUUCAGGGCUGGUUAUGACAGCACGAAGGACAUUGUGCAAGGAUCGUGGAUGCUAGUUCUAUGAACCAAACAUCUGUUUGAAUUUAGCAUAAAGUUAACUGUUGUCUUCUUCUCUCCGCCUUUACUCCGUUGGUGAGCAUCUUCGAGUUUCAAUAUGAAAUAAGGAACUACCUGUUUAUACUCAAUGACUGAAAUGACGCCUUAAAGUUUUGAAUGCAAUGCGUGGACUCUGCAUAUGAAGAGCUACUUUAAUUCAGUAGAA
Oryza sativa Japonica Group (Japanese rice) is the source of this 728-nucleotide messenger RNA. RefSeq names its product NADH dehydrogenase [ubiquinone] 1 beta subcomplex subunit 7. Gene Ontology annotation, cellular component: mitochondrion. NCBI's taxonomy places the organism in Eukaryota, Viridiplantae, Streptophyta, Magnoliopsida, Poales, Poaceae. The record is from RefSeq and is a predicted model, not a curated record.